Molecule: messenger RNA, 6081 nt
Organism: Acanthochromis polyacanthus (spiny chromis)
Lineage: Eukaryota; Metazoa; Chordata; Actinopteri; Pomacentridae
Gene: rhoua
Product: ras homolog family member Ua
Exons: 4
Coding region: 362-1186 (274 amino acids)
Biological process (GO): small GTPase-mediated signal transduction
Molecular function (GO): GTPase activity; GTP binding
Source: RefSeq, a predicted model, not a curated record
CCUCAGAACACCAGCAGUUCCAUACACUGUGAGCAGGUUCGUGUCCUCACAACAUGAGUAAAGCUGCUUCACACACACAGGCAGCGUGAUGUCACUGGGGGAGUUUGUCUGUCCGUUGGCCGCCGGGCGGACACAGACCGGACCAACGGCUCUGUACGACGGACUUUAACUCAGUAAAACAUGGAGCUUUACUGGACUCGGCCUCAGCUCCGGGCUUAGCGGAGCUCCAAACUUCGGUCAUUUAGCUAUGGAAACCCAGAGGAAGCGGCCAGCAGCAUAAAGUCAGUUGACAAAGCUCUCAGAGGCGGACGGAGGAAUGAACGGAGUGAAAAGUGGCCCUCAGCGGGACUGACUCUCCUCCAUGUCACCCUCCUCUCCGUGCCAGAUGCCUGCGCGGGGCGACGGUGGCUACAAGCCGGCGCCGGUGUCCCCUGCUCCGCCUGUCCCGCCGAGGAGGGUCCGGAGCCGAGACAGGGGCUCGGGCAGGACGCGGCGGUCUGGGACAGGGUCAGCGGGAGCCGGGGCGGCGGAGAGGCGGGUGAAGUGUGUGCUGGUGGGGGACGGAGCUGUGGGGAAAACCAGCCUGGUGGUCAGCUACACCACCAACGGGUAUCCUACCGAGUAUGUCCCGACCGCGUUUGACAACUUCUCAGCGGUGGUAUCGGUGGAUGGGCAACCAGUCAAACUACAACUCUGUGACACAGCUGGACAGGAUGAGUUUGACAAGCUGCGUCCUCUGUGUUACACCAGUGCAGAUGUGUUCCUGCUGUGCUUCAGCGUCGUCAGCCCCGCUUCUUUCCAGAACGUUCCUGAGAAAUGGGUUCCAGAAAUCAGGAAACAUGCCCCCUGCGCUCCACUCGUUCUCGUUGGGACCCAGUGUGACCUCCGAGAGGAUGUCAAGAUUCUCAUUGACCUAGCUAAGUACAGAGAGCGGCCUGUGGAUCCGGCGGAUGCUCGGGAAUGUGCGAUGGAAAUCGGAGCUGUGGCCUACAUGGAAUGCUCCUCUCUGACACAAAAAAAUCUCAAGGAAGUGUUUGACACGGCCAUACUGGCCAGUCUGCAGAACUACAGCUCCCAUAAGCACCCAAGAGGGAAACAAAAACGCAGAAAAAAGCAACGGCAGACACCAGACAAGAUGAAGAGUUUAUCAAAGUCGUGGUGGAAAAGGUACUGCUGUGUGGCCUAGAGCAGACCUGGGAUGAGUUUAGUGUCGAUUGGGGUCUAAGACUGAUCCUUGGUUGACUUUUUCCUGGUCUGGAUUCAACUAUGUUGAGUCUGGACAGAAGUAAGACUGCCACAGACGUAAAACGUUUUUGUUUUUCUUCUUCUUGUGGAUGAGAUUUACUACUGAGCCUCCAGUGUGACCCCCUUUUGCAACAGAAGAUGCAUCUGCGUCUCCUGGAAUUAAACUGGUACGAACCAGUACUUUCCUGUGACUAGCAGAAGAUGUGAUAAUAUUGUUUAGGAUUAGACUGAUCCAGACUGGAACAGGAACGUGGAAUUGUGUUUACUCUGGGCUUCUGGUAAAAUCCUUCCAAACCUUUUCUGGAUUUAUGCAGCCUUGUUAUGUAGCCUGGAAGGGAACCGGACUGUCUGCAGAAUAUAAUUAUUAUUAUUGCUGACCUAAAAGCAACUGCAUGCAAUCUUUGUGAUUUUUUUUAACCAAAAAAACGGAACUUGCUUCUAACUUUAGAGCGGUUUCAAAUACCCAUGAUUAGAAAGAACUGCUGACUGAAAUAGAGCUUUGCCAUUUUUGAUUUUCUAACCCAGACGUGAUCACCGGACAUAAUUAUAGUUAAUUUUAGAGCUGCUUUUUAUAACUGGAGCCAUUGUUACUCUAAUCAGAAACAUACUUUAUUAGGCUGUUAAUAAUUUUACCCUGGUUACAUGAACAGUUUGUUGUGGACCUAUGAAAUUCAUCUGUAUCCUGGAUCAUGGUUUACCUUGUAUUUUAGUCUUGAUCUGAUCAGUUUGUAGAAUUUGGUCUGGCUCAGACCGUAGUGUGGUUUCCUCCGUGUCCUGACAGGGAAUUUGUCCAUUUAGGCCUUAAGAGCUUUUAACGUCACUGGUGAGGCGAAGGCUUUGCUGUGGCUCACAUCAUAUCUAAUGUAGACCAGAAAUAAUGCCCACCACUUUUUACACAUUGUCACCUUGAUCAAAGAUGAAAUUUUCCAAAACUAAAUGGAAAAUGAAACCUACUACAUAUCUUAGUACAUCAUAUCUUCAGCAGACAAUGCUGAACAACACAACAUGCCCUAUCUGUCUGUAUGUCCACUUGAUGAAAACAUAAGCAUUAUUCUAUAGCAGCAAGUUGUAUUUUUCCUCAGAAAGACACAAAGUGUAUACAGAGUCAGAGACCUACUUGGGGUUUUCAUCGGUGGCUGUGGUAGUUUAUCAUCAUCUUCAAUCCCACGCUAGUACUGAAGAACUGUACAGUCUGUGAAAAUGGAGUGGUACAAAUGUGGUCAGGUUAAAUAUAAGUCUUUGUACUGUGGUGGUGCAUUGUUGUCUGGCUAGCACUUGACCUUAAUCUGGCAGGAGCACAUUUUGUAAUUCAUGAUCACAUUGUUCCUCACAAACCACACUUUGCUCAGCAGACUAACCAGGUAGAUUCUCUAGAGUCUCUGUUCCCGUGAAAAUAAACAAAAAAAAAUUCACCUUUAAAAAGACAACAUGGACGUUUGAAUUUAAAAUCCUGACGACCAGUAACUUACAUGUGCAGGCACAAACAUAGGUUUCAGAUAUUUGUACUGCUUGACGUGUGCUUGAUUUAUCUUUGCAGACACUUAAACAGCCUUAAGUUUGAGCACUUAACAAAUUAGCAAGGUGCUCUUUGCUUGUGUUUAGAAUUACAAAACAACUCAGCUGGGAGUUUUGUGUUGGUUUGCGGCAGGAAAAUGAUCUGAACAAACUGGAGUUCAGUUUCAGGGCAGUUGUUGAUUUAUGUAUUAUUUUGUUAUUUUCUUCCUAAAGUUAUGAGCUAUAGUUUAGUACAUGUUUGUUGCUCUGCAUUUGUUCAGCUGUAAUUCUGCAACCACAAUGCUUUAAUUCUAUAGAGGCGUCCACUGUUCAUCCCACAGUAUGUGUUCUGUUUGCUCUGUCAGCCCUGCAUCAUCAAAUGGACUAAGCCUUAUAUGUCGUAAAGCAGAAAUUGAAAAGCAAACUGAAACACAGUAUGUGUUACUGCCAAACACUACGCUGCCACGCCUUCCUUUGUACAUUGUAGUUACAAAACCAAGAGCACAACUCAGUAAUAUCUGUAUUUCUCUGUAGUACCCGCAUCUGAAUAGCUCUUUGUAUUAGCAGCAGAGAGUAAAAGGGUGCAACCAGGCUGCAGUCUGUUAUUAACUUUGAGCAGAUCUGCCUUUAUUUAGUGCAAAUAAGUAUUCAUACUGAUCAGACGUAAAUACAAAAACAAAAUUCACAGGUGCUUUUAUUUUAGCCCAGGGACCACAUAGAUUUUAGUCUGAUUUGUAACCUAAAGUUUGAAAGACAUUGUCGAAAAUUCAUUAUUUACUGUUAAGCAAGACUUCAUUUGACAGUUAAUAUCCUGCUGCUUUUGUUGCAGGUGAUUUACACCAAUGACCUGAACAACAAAAGCCGCAGGGCGUUUCAGUAAAUCUUGGGCUGAUGUUGAGGGAUGUCUUGUUUUCUAAAUGCGUGAAAUGACAGGUAGCCCAGAGCUAAGGAUGCUGUAACUAACAGGUGUCUUCACUCAUUAAAUGUGAUCAUUUUGAAAGCGUGUAACCGUUUUUAUGACCCUUUUUCUUCCUUAAGAGCUAACCAGCAUCACAUUUUCUAGAAAUAGAGUAAACUGGGUUGAGCCUGGGAAGUCGUUAUAAUUCUUUCAUUAAAGAUGUUUGGUAUCUAAGACGUGUUUAUCUUAACAUUAACUUUAAGCUGACAAACUAAAAUUUAAUCUCUCUGUUUGCUGAGAUGUGUACCAGUCACCUCAGACAAGUUGAGGACUUUUGUGGAAUAUUUUCACUCCGUUAGUUAGCUUGUCUCUUGAAAGCUUUUCUAUGAAUCUCUACUAAGUGUAAACAGUAGAGAUGUGCUGUGUUGUUCUCUAAAUCUAAACUGAGUCGAGGCCUCACAGUUAAGCUGUGACUUAUUGGAGCUGUUAGCUAGUUUUCUGCUGAAGAUGUUACGGCUACGACUCAAUGGCCUCUCUGUGUCCAUGUUUUACUCUUGAUAGCAUAUGCAUUGUUUCUUGCAGUGGAAAAGGCAUAAUAGGUUUCUUGUCUUGCUGUUUGUGUGUAGUCUUGGCCGAUGGUGGAGUUAAGUAGGCUAAAGGCCAUGCAGACUCUUAUGAUAGCUGGCAUUUCCUCCGUCAGGUUUUACCUUCUGACAUGUUAGAGCAGUAGUUUUGUGUGCUGCAUGUGGUAAUUUAUUCCUGCUUAUAUGCAUUAAAACAGUUUGAAUGAUAGCUUGGCCUGUUGUUGCUUAGCGAAUCAAUCAAAUAGACAACAUCUUACCUGUUUCUGAUAAGGAUUUGAGGUUGAUUCAUUUGUCUUUUGGUUAUGCUCUCCUAAUCUAAGUUGCACCAGCUGAUACAUUAGUUAAAGCAAGUCCACAGCUGCCACUGUCAUGUAGCUCUAUGCUGAUACUCAGUUUAACAGUAACACAAGCAGAGAAAAGUUGUAAAGUCGACUUGUUAAUGUUAAUGUUCGUUACAUAGCUGAAGUUAGCAAACAUGAAGAGCUAAUGGUUACACCAGACCCCUGAGUGUUUGAAUUAUUGUACAAUGAUGCCUACUUUUGUUUAUUAGUGAAACUCUUAAGAUGGUGAAGUUACACUUUGAUUUUGAUUUGAAUGUCCUGUAAGGCAGAUGUUUGGCUUUGUAAUGUUGGAUAGAUGGAUCUCUGAAAGUGAAUAAUGCUGAAUAAGGACAGGCACAGAAGAGACAUGGUGGUGACUGUCCUCUGGGUAGACAGGGUGUUGUGCUGGUGUUCUGUUGAAGGUGAGACGGGAAAUAAAUACUCUGUGUUUAGGAUAGGUGCAAACUCAGGAUGUUUGAUGUUGAAUUGAAAGACACACUGUCACAGUUUUACUGUAGUUAUUGUUGGAACAGGCUUCCAUGAUGUCAAAAAUGCAUUGAAUUAACCCUCCUGUUGUCUUCAUUUACGGACACCCAAAAAAAGUAAAAAUUCAGCAAAAAAUAAAAAAUUCCCCAAAUUUCUGAAAAUUUGCAAAACUUUCAGGAAGAAAAUUCCAAUGAUUCCUUAAAAAGUUCCCUUUAAAAAGUAUUUCAUAAAAAUCCCCCAAAUUUGGCAAGAAAAUUCUUGUAAAUAUUUUUUUUUUAAAUGAGUAAAAAUCUUCCAAAAAUCCUUAAAAUAUCUGAAGUGAUUACAUGUAUAUCAGGAAAACUUCUGAUAUUCUCUUUAAGAGUUAACAUUAGCAUUUCUUUUUUCCACCAAAAAAAUGUUCAGAAUUUUCCCAAAAAUGUUGAAAAUGUGGACAUCAUUGUUGUUUUUCCACAUUUUCAAACUUUAAAAUGGGUCAAUUGGACCUGCAGGACAAAACGAGAGUUGAAGACAGUUUUACUGCUAACUAUCUGUACUAAUAGAGCUACUAAAUGAGUGACUCAAAUAGUGUUACUAGAUAGAAAGUGAAGACCUACAAAAUCCAUUCAAAAGCUACAAGCUGGCCCCUUUGUACUGUAAGCAAAUCAGUUUAAGCAUUCAAACUGAACUGGGUACUAAAUUCCUAUGCUGGCCUAAUUCUUGAUUGCACAAGACUGUCCCAUAAAGCCCCGCGAGUGCAAACAGAAGCAGCAGGGAGGUGAACAGAGUGGUCCAUUCUUCAGAUUUAUUUGUUUUAUUGAUGCCCCCAACACACACCUGAGCUCCUCACGUGGAACACCAGCUGAGAGCUCCUCUUAGGAAACCAGCCCACUGAGCCUGCGUGGAUCAUCGCCAUGUUUUCAUUUUCCCUGCAUGUAUAAACAUUGUAACAGAUAACGUGCUGCUGGAAUCUGCUCACAGUGAAUUCUCUGUUCGACUGGAGGCAUCAGUCAAAGGAGGAUGUGUUUGUACAGACGUUUUAUACCCUGAGAAAUAAAGGAUAUUUGGUAUAAUA